GCAAUCUCUCUGUUUCACAUACCAGUUGUCUUUCUCCUAUCCUCUUCCCCGCUGCCGCUCCAAUGGCUAAACCCCUCCUCCCAAUCCCCGCAGCGGCAGCUCGCCUUCCCUUCUUCCGCCUCCUUCCCCAUCCACCACCACCUCCCCGCCUCCUCGCAUUCCUCCCCCCGCCAUUCGCGCCUCAAAGCCACUGUCUUUCCGUCUCCGCCGUAUCCAUCGGCAGGCGCGCCAGGCCGCGGGCCCCGGGCCCAGUCAUCAGCGAGGGCAGGGAUGACGAGGACGCUGCCGUCGGCCGCCCGGUGUGCCCCGGCUGCGGGGUCUUCAUGCAGGACGCCGAUCCCAACCUCCCCGGCUUCUUCAAGAACCCCUCCCGCCGCUCCCAGGUCGAAAUGGGAGAAGGCGAAGGAGGACUUCUGGCCGCGGAUGGGUUUCUUGAAGACGACGACGAGGAGGGGGUGGAGGAGGAUGAGUCGAUGUCAGAGUCUGAUGUUGCCGCUGAAUUGGACGGUCUGGACAUGGAUAUUGGUGAGUUUCUCGAAGACGACGAGAAGGAGGAGGAUGGAGAGAAUGGGUCACCGAUGAAGGCUGGCAUAGAGUCUGAUGUUGAUGCUUUCGCCAGCGAUUGGGACUCAGAGUGGGAGGAGGAGAUGGAAGAUGAGGAUGAGAAAUGGAGGAAAGAAUUGGACGGGUUCGCCCCACCGGGUGUUGGGUAUGGAAACAUCACUGAGGAGACACUCGAGAGGUUGAAGAAGGAGAAGUUGUCCAAGUCGGAGCGGAAGCGACGGGCAAGGGAGGCUAAGAGGGUUGAGCUCGAGCAAGAAUCGGCCGUGGUCUGUGCCCGUUGCCACUCGCUGAGGAACUACGGGCUUGUGAAGAAUGACAAGGCCGAGAACUUGAUCCCGGACUUUGAUUUUGACCGGUUCAUUUCGUCUCGGCUGAUGAAGCGGUCGGCUGGCACCCCAGUUAUCGUCAUGGUAGUGGAUUGCGCGGACUUUGAUGGGUCAUUCCCGAAGCGGGCAGCCAAGUCGCUGUUCAAGGCACUGGAGGGGAGGGGAAAUUCUAAAUUGAGUGAAACACCGAGGCUUGUUCUUGUCGGUACGAAGGUCGAUUUGCUUCCCUGGCAGCAGAUGGGAGCGAGGCUGGAUAGGUGGGUGCGUGGCCGUGCUAAGGCUUUCGGAGCACCAAAGCUGGAUGCUGUUUUCUUGAUUAGCGUUCACAAGGAUUUGGCUGUUAGGAACUUGAUUUCAUACAUCAAGGAUUCAGCAGGACCUCGUAGCAAUGUUUGGGUGAUUGGUGCUCAGAAUGCAGGGAAAUCUACGCUGAUCAAUGCAUUUGCAAAGAAACAAGGUGUUAAAAUCACAAAAUUGACUGAAGCUGCCGUCCCAGGAACUACAUUAGGCAUAUUGAGGAUAACAGGUGUUUUACCUGCAAAAGCAAAGAUGUAUGACACUCCUGGCUUGCUGCAUCCAUAUAUAAUGGUAAUGAGAUUAAACAACGAGGAACGCAAGAUGAUUGAAAUAAGGAAAGAACUCCGGCCACGAACCUUCAGGGUGAAAGCAGGACAAUCCGUCCAUAUUGGAGGCUUAACACGACUGGAUGUGCUAAAAUCAUCAGUGCAAACUAUCUAUAUAACUGUUUGGGCAUCUUCCAAUGUUCCCCUCCAUCUUGGAAAGACUGAAAAUGCUGAAGAACUGCGAGACAAACAUUUUGGCAUCAGACUUCAGCCACCGAUUGCCCCAGAGCGAGUCCCUGAAUUGGGUCAGUGGACAGAAAGACAUAUUGAGGUGUCUGGGGUCAGCUGGGAUGUUAACAGUAUGGACAUCGCUGUUUCUGGCUUAGGAUGGUACUCCUUGGGCCUGAAAGGCACUGCCACCGUUGCCUUGUGGACAUUCGAGGGCAUUGAUGUGAUCGGACGUGAUGCGAUGAUUCUGCACCGAGCACGGUUCCUCGAAAGGCCUGGGUUUUGGUUACCCAUCGCCAUUGCUAAUGCUAUAGGUGAGGAGACCAGGAAGAAGAAUGAAAAGAGAAAGGCUGAGCAAAGACGAAGAGAAGACCUCCUUUUGGAAGAAGACCUUGAUUUGGAAGAAGACCUUGUUUUGGAAGAAAGCACCGAGUGAUGACUGUGUAGAGGUGCCCAUCAAUUACUAACACCAAGGAGUCUGUUUCUCCUAUGGACCAAUGGGCGAUCCUUUUCCGAAUAGAAACAUGUUAUGUGUGAAUGAUGGGAUGUGUCUUUUCAAUUCUUCGGAGGGAGCACUGAAUGCAAACGUUAAAUUUUGUACGCCGAUAUUUAAUGAAAAAUGAAAAUAUAAUAGUUGUUUCAUAGUAA
Phragmites australis (common reed) is the source of this 2329-nucleotide messenger RNA. RefSeq names its product GTP-binding protein BRASSINAZOLE INSENSITIVE PALE GREEN 2, chloroplastic. Lineage: Eukaryota; Viridiplantae; Streptophyta; Magnoliopsida; Poales; Poaceae. The record is from RefSeq and is a predicted model, not a curated record. Bases 63 to 2117 code for a protein of 684 amino acids. Gene Ontology annotation, cellular component: chloroplast stroma; mitochondrion. The transcript is spliced from 3 exons. Gene Ontology annotation, molecular function: GTP binding. Gene Ontology annotation, biological process: chloroplast rRNA processing; brassinosteroid mediated signaling pathway.